AGAAUCAAUCCUGAACACCCCAAUUAUUGUUCAUGUGGGUGAUUGUAGUGCUCUAGUGUGUGAAAAUCUGCCCAAAUUGCUCCCAGAAUCCCGCGAGAGAGCUGUAUAGCUUCCUCAGUAAGCGCGCACGUGACGAAUCCGUAGACCCACGUGACCAUAAUUCGUUAUGUCAUGUGCUAUCGCGUGACGCGCCACGUGCAUUUCUAAUCAGGAUAGCAAGAGGAGGAGUUAGACCCAAUCCACCAUAUUUCAACUUUUUCAAUCUGACCUUCGUUAUGGUUCUAUCGUCAACUGAAAACAUGAGUUCCGAAAUUCCAAAGCCAACUACGCCGAUAUCAGACGCUUCUAGUCUUCCUUUUUCGCUGAUAAAUCUACUCAAGUGUUCGCCCUCAAACACAGAGAAUAGGCCCAGAAACACUCUUAACACCACCGCACAAGGUAUCCAUAGCAUUUUCCCGAACUUGCUCUCCAACACUGCUUUACAAAAUGUGCUCCCCAGCCCGAGCAUCGCCAGCACCCUGUCUUCCUCCCUUUUAAAAACUUCCCUUGCUUCAGCAGGACUUUCUUUCGGAUCUUUCGACCCUUUCUCUCAACUUGCGGCUCUCAGACUUUUACAAGAAACGAGCUCCAAACUAAAGUCGAGUAUAGCAGUUCCCGUCCCCGUGCGAGUCACACCCUAUCCAACCUCGCGACCUCUCCGAACCUCACCCUCCCCUUUGGAGAUGACAUCACCGAGCGCCAAGACUACCGGUUCUCCUCACACCCGACAUUCGAGCUCAGAGGAGAGCUCCAUCAGCUGUAACAGUCUACCCUACCAUAAAUACUCUCCAUUUGGGGAACUAUAUAGACAAGAAUUGUUGGACGAGAAAGUACUCAGCCCUGCGAGUAUUGCCGCUAACCGAAGCAGCGCUUUUCAACAAGUUUCUCCUGAUUCCAGUGCCGAAAUCCUCCGAGCUAAACUUACCGAUCAAGUCAUGAGACAAGUAUUGAUGAACUCUGAUCCGUUGGGGAAGGUCGUCAACAAAGAUAUGACGAUCAGUGGAGGCAACAAAGCCAACCAUGUCUGUAAAUAUUGUGAUAAGCUGUUUCCAUCUCCAUCCCACCUGCUGAUCCACCUCCGAACCCACUCUGGAGAAAGGCCCUACCCUUGUCCUGGGUGCGGCAAAACCUUCGCCACACGAGGCCAUCUUCGUCGCCACUACCGGAUCCAUACCGGAGUCAAACCUUACAAGUGCCAGGUGUGUGACAAAGCAUUUGCAAACCAAGGUAACCUGAAGACACACACCCGACUCCAUACCGGAGAGAAACCGUAUAAAUGUCCACGAUGCGACAAAGCUUUCGCUGACGCAGGGAACCUACAACGACACAUCACUACUCACACUGGAGUGAAACCGUACAAGUGUAUCCACUGCAGCAAGGCGUUCAGUAGGAGCAGUAAUCUCAAAACUCACCUCUUGACACAUACUGGACUAAAACCUUUCUCAUGCACAUGCUGCAACAAGAGCUUCACUAGACUCAGCUAUCUGAAAGCCCAUAUGAAGGGAAUACGCCAUGCUGACAAGAUCACUAGUCCAGUCUGUGAAAACAACAAAGCCCUCCAGGCUACUUCACAGCCACUAAUGACGUCACAGCCUCUCUCGAUGACGUCACAAAACGCUCUGAUCGCUGCUCUGACCGACAGCAACUCCUCUGGAUUUAGAGCUCUCAGCAAUUUCAGUGUCCAAGUGGUUUGAUGAAAAUAGACUGAUUAGAAAGAGCUGACGCUUGAAAUGUGACCGUUUUGAUGCUGUUUUACUUGUAUAGGACUGUGAAUUGUAUAGGUAUCGUAUUCACUGCUGAUCUCUACAGUUGUUGAAUCUUAGAAUUGUGUGCUAUUUUACAGGCGAAUUUAUGAAAUUUUCUUGCGAUAUAGUUUUAACUUGCAGUGAAAAUAGAGAGAGAAAACAUUUUGUUUGAUUUGAAAAUAAUUUAUUGUUUUAAAAGAUUUCUGUAUUUUAAGUGAAAUGUUGUGACUUUGAAUUGAGUGUGAUUGAUGAUGUUAUCAGUCUAUCUGUUGUUCUCUAUUUUAAGCUAAGAUAUUUCUG
Molecule: messenger RNA, 2084 nt
Organism: Bolinopsis microptera
Lineage: Eukaryota; Metazoa; Ctenophora; Tentaculata; Lobata; Bolinopsidae
Product: PR domain zinc finger protein 1-like
Exons: 10
Coding region: 276-1733 (485 amino acids)
Biological process (GO): regulation of transcription by RNA polymerase II
Cellular component (GO): nucleus
Molecular function (GO): DNA-binding transcription factor activity, RNA polymerase II-specific; RNA polymerase II cis-regulatory region sequence-specific DNA binding
Source: RefSeq, a predicted model, not a curated record